Messenger RNA from Capsicum annuum, 1981 nucleotides. Its product is annotated as laccase-2. The record is from RefSeq and is a predicted model, not a curated record. Lineage: Eukaryota; Viridiplantae; Streptophyta; Magnoliopsida; Solanales; Solanaceae. Gene Ontology annotation, biological process: lignin catabolic process. Gene Ontology annotation, cellular component: apoplast. Gene Ontology annotation, molecular function: hydroquinone:oxygen oxidoreductase activity; copper ion binding.
AAGAAAAAAAGAAAAGAAGAAACAAUAUGAGUGCUUUUGUUUUUUCAAGACUAUCAAUUUUAUGUGCUAUUUUCUACAUUUGUAGCAUUACACUAUUUCCAGAGUCUGUCACUGCUGGCAUUACAAGGCAUUACAAGUUUGAUAUAAGAUUGAAAAAUGUGACAAGGUUAUGCAAAACAAAGACCAUUGUCACUGUGAAUGGGAAAUUUCCAGGGCCAAGAGUUGUUGCUAGAGAAGGUGAUCGUCUAGUGGUUAGAGUUGUUAAUCAUGUCUCCAACAAUGUUAGUCUCCAUUGGCAUGGUAUUAGACAAGUACAAAGUGGAUGGGCAGAUGGACCAGCAUAUAUCACUCAAUGUCCAAUACAAACAGGCCAAAGUUAUGUCUACAACUUCACCAUUACUGGCCAAAGAGGAACUUUAUGGUGGCAUGCUCAUAUUUCAUGGAUGAGGGCUACCCUCUAUGGUCCUCUUAUCAUCUAUCCCCAGCACAAUGCUUCUUAUCCAUUUGCCAAACCACACAAAGAAGUUCCCAUCAUGUUUGGUGAAUGGUGGAAUGCUGAUACUGAAGCUGUGAUUAAUCAAUCACUUGUAACUGGAGCUGGACCUAAUGUCUCUGAUUCAUACACCAUUAAUGGUCUACCUGGACCAUUGUACAAUUGUUCUGCAAAGGAUACUUUUAAGCUAAAGGUAAAACCAGGGAAGACAUAUAUGCUUCGUAUAAUCAAUGCUGCACUCAAUGACGAUCUUUUCUUCAGAAUAGCUAAUCAUACAAUGACAAUCGUUGAAGCAGAUGCAUCUUAUGUCAAACCUUUUGAAAGAGACACACUUCUCAUUGCUCCUGGACAAACCACAAAUGUCCUCCUUAAAACACAACCUAAUCCUCCACAAACCACUUUUGUAAUGGCAGCUAGACCUUAUUUCACUGGCCAAGGCACAUUUGAUAACUCCACAAUUGCUGGAUUUCUUGUGUAUGAUCUUCAUAAUUUACCGUCGUCUGACAAUGUUCCAAGUAAAAAUCUUUCAAUUCCAACACUUCCGCCUAUUAAUGCCACUUCAUUUGUAGCCAAUUUUUCAAACAAAUUCCGCGCUUUGGCUAGUGAGAAGUUCCCAGCUAAUGUUCCGCGAAAUGUUGAUAAACACUUUUUCUUUACUGUAGGCCUUGGUAGUAACCCAUGCCCAAAAAACCAAAGAUGUCAAGGUCCUAAUAAUUCCUCAAAAUUUUCUGCUUCUGUUAAUAAUGUUUCUAUGAUUCUCCCCACAACAGCAUUACUUCAAUCCUAUUUCUUUAAAAAAUCAAAUGGAGUAUACACUACUGAUUUUCCAAGUUUCCCUCUAGUUCCUUUUAACUACACUGGCGCCCCUCCAAAUAACACGAAUGUCUCUAAUGGCACAAAAGUUGUUGUGCUUCCCUUCAAUACUUCAGUGGAAGUGGUACUGCAGGACACAAGCAUUCUUGGUGCUGAAAGUCAUCCUCUUCAUCUUCAUGGCCAUAAUUUCUAUGUUGUUGGCCAAGGUAUUGGUAAUUUCGACCCGAAAAAGGACCCUGCUAAGUACAAUCUUGUUGAUCCUGUUGAAAGAAACACCAUUGGAGUUCCAUCUGGUGGAUGGGUUGCCAUUCGUUUUCUAGCUGACAAUCCUGGAGCAUGGUUGAUGCAUUGUCAUUUUGACGUUCAUUUGAGUUGGGGAUUGAGAAUGGCUUGGAUAGUGUUAGAUGGAGAACUUCCUAGCCAAAAAUUGCUACCACCCCCAGCUGAUCUACCCAAGUGCUAAUUAACAACCUCAUCAUCAGCAAUUCAAUCCCUUAAUUCCUUGUUCUUUUUCAAUUAAGUUAAUUAUGCAAAUUGUAUUUUGAGUUAUUUCGCAGUUGUGUGUUUUCUUUUUUCUUGCUUAAGAAUGAGAAUUGACUUACAAGAGUGAUCGAGGGAGAUUUUGUUUGUGUAAAAUUACUUUUGUUCGAUGAAUCAAUAAAAGCAUUUUUAAUC